UAUAAAACCCUGGUCCACAGUGUCCCUACUGCAGGUCUCGGAUUAGUCCGACUUCCAGAUCGACUGGAUCGCACGCCCACUUUGCCGGAGCAGAGCCUGUCCGAGCCAUGUCCCAGGGGCUGUACCACGAGGAGUUUGCCCGAGCUGGCAAGCAGGCGGGGCUGCAGGUCUGGCGGGUCGAGAAGCUCGAGCUCGUGCCGGUGCCCCAGAGCGCUUACGGCGACUUCUACGUCGGGGAUGCCUACCUGGUGCUGCACACCGUCAAGGCGGGCCAGGGCUUCACCUAUCGCCUGCACUUCUGGCUGGGAAAGGAGUGUACUCAGGACGAAAGCACAGCAGCUGCCAUCUUUACUGUUCAGAUGGAUGACUAUUUGGGUGGCAAGCCAGUGCAGAGUAGAGAACUUCAAGGCUAUGAAUCUACUGACUUUGUUGGCUAUUUCAAAGGAGGUCUGAAAUACAAGGCUGGAGGCGUGGCAUCUGGACUGAAUCAUGUUCUCACAAAUGACUUGACCGCUAAGAGGCUCCUGCAUGUGAAGGGUCGGAGAGUGGUCAGGGCUACGGAAGUUCCCCUUAGCUGGGACAGUUUCAACAAGGGCGACUGCUUCAUCAUUGACCUUGGCACAGAAAUUUACCAGUGGUGUGGUUCCUCCUGCAACAAAUACGAGCGCCUGAAGGCAAGCCAGGUUGCCAUUGGCAUUCGGGACAAUGAGAGAAAAGGAAGAUCUCAACUGAUUGUGGUGGAAGAAGGAAGUGAGCCAUCAGAGCUCAGAAAGGUUUUAGGGACAAAGCCGGAGCUUCCGGAUGGAAAUGAUGACGAUGACACCAUAGCAGACAUAACGAACAGGAAAAUGGCUAAACUCUACAUGGUUUCAGAUGCCAGUGGAUCCAUGAGAGUGACUGUGGUUGCAGAAGAGAACCCUUUCUCCAUGGCGAUGCUGCUUUCCGAAGAAUGCUUUAUUUUGGACCAUGGUUCUGCAAAACAAAUUUUCGUAUGGAAGGGUAAAGACGCUAAUCCCCAGGAGAGAAAAGCUGCAAUGAAGACAGCUGAAGAAUUCCUAAAGCAAAUGAAUUAUUCCAGCAAUACCCAAAUUCAAGUUCUUCCAGAAGGAGGGGAAACACCAAUCUUCAAACAGUUCUUUAAGGACUGGAGAGAGAAAGAUCAGAGUGAUGGCUUCGGGAAAGUCUAUGUCACCGAGAAAGUGGCUCAAAUAAAACAAAUUCCAUUUGAUGCCUCAAAACUACACACUUCUCCCCAGAUGGCUGCCCAGCACAAUAUGGUGGAUGAUGGUUCCGGAAAAGUGGAGAUAUGGCGUGUAGAAAAUAAUGGUAGGGUUGAAAUUGACCAGAACUCCUAUGGUGAAUUCUAUGGUGGUGACUGCUACAUUAUACUCUAUACUUAUCCCAGAGGACAGAUCAUCUACACCUGGCAAGGAGCAGAUGCCACAAGAGAUGAGCUGACAACAUCUGCAUUCCUGACCGUUCAGUUGGAUAGAUCCCUCAGAGGCCAGGCUGUGCAGAUCCGGGUCUCCCAAGGCAAAGAGCCUGCUCACCUGCUGAGUUUGUUCAAAGACAAACCGCUCAUUAUUUACAAGAAUGGAACAUCAAAGAAAGGAGGUCAGGCACCUGCUCCCCCUACACGCCUCUUUCAAGUCCGGAGAAACCUGGCAUCCAUCACCAGAAUCAUGGAGGUAGAUGUUGAUGCACAGUCUUUGAAUUCCAAUGAUGUUUUUGUCUUGAAACUGCGACAAAACAAUGGCUACAUCUGGAUAGGAAAAGGUGCCAGCCAGGAGGAGGAGAGAGGAGCAGAGUAUGUGGCAAGUGUCCUCAAAUGCAAAACCACAAAGAUUCAGGAAGGCGAGGAACCAGAGGAGUUUUGGAAUUCCCUUGGAGGGAGAAAACACUACCAGACUUCUCCACUGCUAGAAACCCAGGCUGAAGACCAUCCACCUCGGCUUUAUGGCUGCUCUAACAAAACUGGACGAUUCAUCAUUGAAGAGGUUCCAGGAGAGUUCACCCAGGACGAUUUAGCAGAAGAUGAUGUCAUGUUACUAGAUGCUUGGGAACAGAUUUUUAUUUGGAUCGGCAAAGACGCCAAUGAAGUCGAGAGGACAGAAUCUCUGAAGUCUGCCAAAAUGUAUCUUGAGACAGACCCUUCUGGAAGAGACAAGAGGACACCAAUAGUCAUCGUAAAACAGGGCCAUGAGCCACCCACAUUUACAGGCUGGUUCCUGGGCUGGGAUUCCAGAAGGUGGUAAACAGGUUUUUAAUAGGAAAACAAAACAAACAAACAAACAAAAACCAAAUAUUUUGGAGCCACUGUCCCAUUGCUGUUUUGAGGAGAAGAAAGGUUUUUUGUUUAUUUGACUUUAGAAAAUUAACCUCAGCCCUAUGACGAUUUUUUAAUGCCUUGUAUUGGUUUGGAAUUCUUUCUAAACUAGAAUUUUCUUAUGUCAGUAUUUUGAAAUAACCUAAAGUAAUUUUUGUUACAGACCAAUAUUAGCUCUGCUGAAAACUCAUUUGUAUCUUUUUAUAUGACUUUUUAAAAGUUUGAAAAGCUAUGCAUAGUCUAGGGGAGUUUAUCAGGGAAUUUUAUAAUUCAGGAAACUUUAACCAAACUAGUUGUUUAUAUGCCAGAGAUGUAAGCCAUAAUGUCUUGGAGGUUAUUCUCCUUCCCAUAUGCUGUGUUCAAAAGAAUUGUAUAUUUGCAAUGAGGUUUAUGUUAAGAUGGUUUAAGUGUUUGUUAUUUGCCUUCUUCUGCCAGUGUGACUCUGAUACCAUUCACUCCUAAGUAUCAUCUUCUAAGAGUAACUUUACCAUUUUUGCCUUUUUAAAAGCCUUUGAAAUCACAGCUUUUUCAUGACAAAAUAAUUACAGUCUCAUCUGGUUAGAUAUAUGUAUUUGACAGUACACGUUUAAUACCACAAAGGUUACAUACGAAAAAAUUCAUUAAUGCUGUCUUUCAUCAUUAAAAUGCAUCUCUUUUGGAAAGGU
Molecule: messenger RNA, 2991 nt
Organism: Mustela erminea (ermine)
Lineage: Eukaryota; Metazoa; Chordata; Mammalia; Carnivora; Mustelidae
Gene: SCIN
Product: scinderin
Exons: 16
Coding region: 108-2255 (715 amino acids)
Biological process (GO): actin filament severing; barbed-end actin filament capping; actin polymerization or depolymerization
Cellular component (GO): actin cytoskeleton; cytoplasm
Molecular function (GO): phosphatidylinositol-4,5-bisphosphate binding; actin filament binding
Source: RefSeq, a predicted model, not a curated record